ACACAAUUGAUUAAACACUUUUAUACAAACGGUCUGCAAAUUCUCAUGCAAAAUAAGUACUAUCCUGAUUUCAUCGUGUGUUAUAAUGUGUAAAUUAAAAUACUUCGCAUCCAUCCUAAUUAUACAACAAGCAGUAUUUUUUGGAAAUAGUGCUGGCACAAUCCCUACAAAAGGGAAAAAAUUUGGUAAAAUCGAAUUAAGUUCAAUUGAAGUUUUAACAUUUUUCGAAAAUGAGUUUACCAUUGGAAGAAGAUCACCUUCAGUACCGCAGUUACAAUGUCUUGGAAAAAAUUGUGACACGAAACCAACCAGUGUUCAGUGUUAUAAUCAAGGCUGGGACGGUGUAGAUGUUCAGUGGGAAUGUAAAUCAACGAUGAAUAAAAAUAUAAAGUUUGCAAAAAUUCAAGUAUCUUGUGAAGGCUAUGAUGAUCCUGACGAUCCGUACAUUCUUCAAGGAUCUUGCGGUCUAGAAUAUUCCUUAGUAGGAUCGGUAGCAGCACAUUAUAACAUUUGGGGAAUUAAAUAUACCGACAUAUUUUGGGUUACUGUUGUUAUUACGUUAAUCGUGUAUGAAUCUAUGUUUGGAAAAAAGUAUGGCUCAAUUAUUGCUGCCAUUGGAAGAAACAAUAAUAUCAGACCGUCCUCCUCCUCGUCAAGUAGGGUGCAAACCCAUCGUCUCGUAAAAUUAUUGGUACAGGAUGAAAUUGCAAUUCGGAAAUGGCGCAUGCUGCAUCGAACCCUUGGUUUGAACCCGGCCCAUUUCACAACGUUAGAAAAUGCUUAUCAGAACGGGACAAUGGACGCGGAAACAAUGUUUCUCAAAAUGCUGGAUGAAUGGUCAACCGUUAAAGGGGAUCAAGCAACGGUGGAGCAACUGGAAAAAAUUUUAGUAGAAAAUGAAUUAGUGAGUGUGGCAGAGAAGGUAAAGUCCUCAUUUGGCAACGCUAUCAUAACAAUUGCCGCUGUCGCGACUGUACGAUCGAUAACUGCUCCAAAAUGGCCACAGCCGGAACAAUUAGACAAUGGGGAAGAAGAAGCGACUGGAUUUGCAAAAACUAAGCGAAAAUAAUUGCACGAAAUAAUAUGCCAUGUUAUUAAAAAUGCACAAACAUUGGGCAACAAAAAUUAUAUAAUUGUAAAUAAUUUAAGUAUAAAAAUUAAAUGCUAAAAUAUGUAUUUAUUUAUUUAAUUAAGUUGUACGAAAAAAAUAAAGCAU
Folsomia candida is the source of this 1216-nucleotide messenger RNA. RefSeq lists its product as uncharacterized. NCBI's taxonomy places the organism in Eukaryota, Metazoa, Arthropoda, Collembola, Entomobryomorpha, Isotomidae. The record is from RefSeq and is a predicted model, not a curated record. Gene Ontology annotation, molecular function: protein binding. The coding region runs from base 86 to 1069 and encodes 327 amino acids. Gene Ontology annotation, cellular component: endoplasmic reticulum membrane. The transcript is spliced from 7 exons. Gene Ontology annotation, biological process: signal transduction; regulation of store-operated calcium entry.